ACUAUUUUCUCGGGAAACAUUCAGUCUUACGGCACAUAUUAUUAAGGGCAUUUAUGUAAUUUGAAGCGAUCUCGUCCCAGAAACCCUUCUAAAACCCUACUAGCAAACGCCGGAGGCCCAAAGUCAGAGCGCUAGCUGCUGACUCAAGGCUGUUGCUGAAUUUCCAUUGUUUCUCAUGGCGAAGCGCUUGAUCCCAUCCUUGAAUCGUAUUUUGGUGGAGAAAAUCGUUCCGCCGUCCAAAACCCAUGCCGGAAUUUUACUCCCUGAGAAGACCACCAAGUUGAGCUCUGGAAAAGUUGUUUCUGUGGGUCCUGGGUUUCGUGACAAUGAAGGAAAGCACAUCCCUGUUAGUGUGAAGGAAGGGGACACUGUUUUGUUGCCUGAGUAUGGAGGAACUGAAGUAAAACUUGGUGACAAAAAGUAUCACCUGUACCGGGAUGAGGAUAUAUUAGGAACUCUGCAUGAUUGAUGCCCCAUGUCACCUCUCAAUGUGUUCAAGAGCAGCCAAUCUGUAGUCAGCAGUUAAGCAGCUCCAUUAGACCUUUCUGUUGCUGUCAAACAGUUCCAUUUUGGUCUCUGUUUUGAAAUGAGAUGAAAUGCAUCUGUAGUUUUCUUUUUUCUUUUUUUUGGAGGCAAACAAGCCCCAUGGAGUUUAAAUUUAACAUUGAAAGCUCCUCAGUUUUUUAAAGUACGGUAUCAUGUGGCUGCACAACGUUGUGUAUAAAUUGAGGGGACAUUCUUCUAGGGUGCAUUUGUCUUUGUGGCAGGAUCAGUAAUGGCCAAGAUGGUGGCUAAGAUGGCAACCAAAUAAAUUAGACUGACCUGUUUUCGUUGUGA
Molecule: messenger RNA, 837 nt
Organism: Malania oleifera
Lineage: Eukaryota; Viridiplantae; Streptophyta; Magnoliopsida; Santalales; Ximeniaceae
Product: 10 kDa chaperonin, mitochondrial-like
Exons: 3
Coding region: 176-469 (97 amino acids)
Cellular component (GO): mitochondrial matrix
Molecular function (GO): protein folding chaperone; ATP binding; metal ion binding
Source: RefSeq, a predicted model, not a curated record